AUGACCGCCAGACGGUCAGCCACAAACCUGCAGCCCUUGCCGCAUGACACGCGCAUCGAUGGCAGGUACUCUUUCUUGGCACAGGCCAUCCAGCUGAAUGUCAUGUUGUUCAUGUUCAAUGUCUUCUUCCCGAUGCUUCGCGUUGGCAUCCUCGGGGGGACGGCCUUCGUCAACGCGGAGUCCGAGGAGCUUGUCAAGGCCAUAGCGUUUGAGCUGGAUCAGCGCUUCGAAGACGAGAGCCUUCUUUACCUCACCUGCGGCCAGCAGGGCAUUCAGGAGGUCUUCGCCCGAAAUUGCGGCAAUGGAUCCCAGAUCAGGAAUCUUCUGGUCGCGGGCUCUGUCUGCCAAUUCCGGGCCGGGCAGGACCUGAUUGCUGCGCGGGACACGGAUGCUGUGAAGCAUCUCUUCUUAGAGGUCGGCGACGUUUAUCUCGCUGUUGAGGGCGGACCGGGCGUGGCCCAGGACGCCCGGCGCAUCCUCGCUCGAGGGGGCGCAGUGCUGCCGCUGAAGCGAACAGGCGGCGCCUGCGCCGGGAAGUUCGACUUCCCUGAAAAGGCGCUCAGUCGGCCAGACUGGGCCACGGAGGAGCAGUGGCAGCAUGUCUGCCGCAGCACACCACCCAAGGAUGCGGCCGUUGCGGUGGCUUCCAUUCUGGAAAAACUGCUCGAGGUGAAGGGCCGGACGUCCGCGGCAGCUUCGACCCUCGAGAUCGAUUCGGUUGCCAGCGACCUUAUUAGCUGGGCUGACUCGGCUUCCUUUGCCUCGACGAGGGGUAGGAGCUGGAAGUGUUCUGCGGCGGUGCUUGCCAUCCUUCUCAUAGUGCUAAUAGUGGCUGCUGGCUUUUGCUACUACCUGAUGCAGCAGCAACAAGUGACGACGACCCCAGGGCCAAAAGUGCUCAUGAUAGUGUGA
Symbiodinium sp. CCMP2456 is the source of this 912-nucleotide messenger RNA. NCBI's taxonomy places the organism in Eukaryota, Dinophyceae, Suessiales, Symbiodiniaceae. The record is from the annotation of a GenBank genome assembly.